AUGAAUGAAUCAUUACUAAAUUAUUCACUGCUUGCUAGUGAUGACGAUGAAGAUUCUUCUAAUUCUACCAAAGUCUCUGUUGCCAAAUUCACAGGCCAAAGUUUUUUGCUGCUGUCUUUCCUUGCAGGUCUAAUGGUGUUAGUCACAGUGAUUAGCAAUGCAAUAGUUAUACUGGUCUUUAUAAUUGACAAACGUCUCUGGACCUCGAGUAAUUUGUUCUUUUUAAAUCUUGCUAUCUGUGACUUUAUAGUUGGCAUACUUUUAGUUCCUUUGUAUGUACCCUAUGUGUUGACAGGAAGAUGGGCAUUUGGAAAAGACAUUUGUAAACUUUGGCUAACAAUCAGCUGCACAAAUUCUGUGGCGUCAGUUUAUACUGUUGUGCUUAUCAGUUAUGAUCGCUUUCAUUCUGUCACAAAAGCUGUUUCAUUCAGGGCUGAACAGAAAAAUGUUUAUUAUGCUUCUCUCAAAAUAGCAGUACUCUGGGCCCUAUCUUUCCUGUUAUAUAGCCCAGCUAUUAUAUUAUGGGAUAUUAUAGUAGGAAAAAGUGUUGUACUUAAUGGGAAAUGCUAUCCUGAAUUCUUCUCUGUCUCUGAAUUUAUGCUGAUUUGUUCUGUCUUCGAUUUUGUGACUCCACUUCUUUGCAUACUCUUUUUUAAUAUACGUAUUUACUGGAAUAUUAUGAAGCGUGAGAGAAAUAGAAUGGCCAUGCUAUCACAAGGCAGCAGCAAAUCCCUGUCUGAUAAUGUUGGAUCUGUGUCUUUUGUAGAGACUGGUAAAAGUUCUCCGAACACUCAAACACAUUUGUCAUCUGAAGAAGUAAGAGACAAAUCUACCCUUACUGGUAGGGACAAAAUAUCUAGAGGGAUUAAAAAGGCAGUGCAGUCAAAGGUUUCAAAGCACAGCAGAUCUGCGAUUAAAAUGGCUCAACAGAGGAAGACCGGAACAUAUCAGAAUGAUGCAACUGGCUUAAAACUCUCCAAGGAUAAGAAAGUUGUAAAGGCACUGGCCACAAUUGUGUCUGUUUUUAUUAUUUGUUGGACCCCAUCUCCCAUCCUCAUAUUCAUUCAAGCUGCUUGCAGCAGUCUUUAUAUCCAUCCCAUAUGGAAUGUGAUUGCAAGCUGGGCACUGUGGAUCAAUUCCUUAAUUAACCCAGUUUUGUAUCCUUUAUGUCACUCACACUUUAGGAAGGCUUUAACAAAACUGCUUUGUUGUAGGGCUAAUACACCUCCUUUGUAA
Protopterus annectens (West African lungfish) is the source of this 1236-nucleotide messenger RNA. Its product is annotated as histamine H3 receptor-like. The transcript has 3 exons. Gene Ontology annotation, molecular function: G protein-coupled acetylcholine receptor activity. The record is from RefSeq and is a predicted model, not a curated record. Gene Ontology annotation, biological process: adenylate cyclase-activating adrenergic receptor signaling pathway. Gene Ontology annotation, cellular component: plasma membrane. NCBI's taxonomy places the organism in Eukaryota, Metazoa, Chordata, Ceratodontiformes, Protopteridae. The coding region runs from base 1 to 1236 and encodes 411 amino acids.